AUGAAUGCAUUGUUUGGCUUUUAUAAAAACUAUAGUCGCAUUGAAGAAAGCGCUCUGCCUAGAACUCAGUUUCAGAGGCCAUUGCCCGAAGACUACGCCAUGCGAGGACUUACAUGGGCGGACAGAGUGUCCCCUAAUACUUUCUUCUCGAACGAGAAGAUCGACGAUGACGAGAAGUACGUUGAGUUUCCUUUCACGGCUGAGGAGCGCAAGGCGCGCGUAUUGUGGCUGGGACACAAGAUUGCCAGUUCGAGCAAAUGGCUACGGUAUAACUCGUCGAUUCAUGAGUUCAGCGUUGAUGACGACGAGGGUGACGAGGGUGACGAGGGGGGGCAGGGAGGAGCGGUGGAAAAGGAGCGGUGGAGGGGAAAAGGGAGUUGGGAGGAAGGAUAA
Molecule: messenger RNA, 393 nt
Organism: Podospora pseudopauciseta
Lineage: Eukaryota; Fungi; Ascomycota; Sordariomycetes; Sordariales; Podosporaceae
Exons: 1
Coding region: 1-393 (130 amino acids)
Molecular function (GO): protein binding
Source: RefSeq, a predicted model, not a curated record